Molecule: messenger RNA, 1080 nt
Organism: Verticillium alfalfae VaMs.102
Lineage: Eukaryota; Fungi; Ascomycota; Sordariomycetes; Glomerellales; Plectosphaerellaceae
Product: END3
Exons: 3
Coding region: 1-1080 (359 amino acids)
Biological process (GO): endocytosis; endosomal transport; actin filament organization
Cellular component (GO): cytoplasm; plasma membrane; actin cortical patch
Molecular function (GO): calcium ion binding; protein binding
Source: RefSeq, a predicted model, not a curated record
AUGGCACCCCGAAUCGAACCGGCCGAAGUCGAGACAUACUGGAACAUCUUCUCGACCCGGACAGGCGGCGGAAAGUUCCUGACCGGCGAGCAAGCGGCGCCGGUGCUGAAAAACAGCGGUCUCACAGAUACGCAGCUCGAGCGAGUAUGGGAUCUGGCCGAUGUCGACAACGAUGGCAACCUCGACUUUGAGGAGUUCUGUGUCGCCAUGCGCAUCAUCUUUGACAUUCUGAAUGGAGAAUACGCAGAUGUACCGACUGUCCUGCCAGACUGGCUGGUGCCCGAGUCCAAAGCGCACCUGGUCCAAGCGAGUAAGGCCAUUACCGGAAACCAACCGCGCUUCGAGCAGGUGGAGGACGAAGAGGAAGACUCAGGCCUGAAGGACGGGUUCGAUUGGUACAUGACACCGCAAGACAAGGCCAAGUACGAGUCGAUAUAUCAGGAAAACCGCGACAUGCGCGGCGAGAUAGCAUUCAACUCGCUUGAAGACCUCUACGAAUCUCUCGACGUCCCCGACACGGACAUCCGCUCCGCGUGGAACCUCAUCAACCCCUCAGCUGGCUCUUCCAUCAACAAGGACGCCAGCCUCGCCUUCCUCCACAUCCUCAACAACCGCCACGAAGGGUUCCGCAUCCCCCGCACCGUGCCCGCCUCGCUCCGGGCCAGCUUUGAGCGCAACAAGAUCGACUACCAGCUCGACAACCAGCGCACCGGCGCCGCCUCCCGGUGGGCCACCAAGGCCGACGACUCGACGGCGACGGGGCGCAAGGCCAAGUUCGGCGACCAGUAUCUCACGCGCCUCGGCCGCAGCGGCUUCAAGUCCGGCGGCACCGACUUUAGCACCCCGAAGGAGGGCGACUGGGAGGAGGUCCGCCUCAAGCGCCAGCUGCAGGAGCUCGACGAGAAGAUUGCCCGUGUCGAGGCCGACGUCGAGCGCAAGAAGGGCGGCAAGCGCGACAGCAAGCCCGCCCCUCGUCAAGAGGGAGCUCGAGCAGCUGCUCGACUACAAGCGCACGGAGCUGCGGGAGCUCGAGCAGGGCGAGGGCAAGGCCAAGGUCGGCCAGUCCCUCAAGGGCAUUGA